This is a messenger RNA of Paramisgurnus dabryanus, 2066 nucleotides long. It is a transcript of the gene syn2a, whose product is annotated as synapsin IIa. The record is from RefSeq and is a predicted model, not a curated record. Gene Ontology annotation, molecular function: ATP binding. Lineage: Eukaryota; Metazoa; Chordata; Actinopteri; Cypriniformes; Cobitidae. Gene Ontology annotation, cellular component: synaptic vesicle; synaptic vesicle membrane. Gene Ontology annotation, biological process: neurotransmitter secretion.
ACACUGCUCACUUACAUCUCACUGCUCUGAGCCAUCUCAGCCUGGCUGAAUCCUCUGAAUGUAAGAGUGCUGUCGAUACCUCCACACACACAGCCUCGUCGUCUAAUCUGCAGUCAUGAACUACCUGCGCAGGCGUCUGUCAGACAGCACCUUCAUCUCCAACCUGCCCAAUGGCUACAUGUCAGACCUGCAGAAACCAGAUCCUCCUCAGCCACCCCCUCCUGGAGCAGCAUCAGCACCGGCACCAGCUGUGGUCUCCCCGGCCCAGGAGAGGAAGCCCAUCCAACCCCAGCCAUUAGGAACGGGCUUCUUCAGCUCCAUCACCAAUGUGGUGAAGCAGACGGCAGCCUCAGCAGGGCUUGUGGAUCAAACCGCUGUUCCAGGAUCAUCCAAGAGACGCAAGAUCCUUCUGGUCAUCGACCAGCCACAACAGGACUGGGCCAAACUCUUUAAAGAGAAAAAACUCAUUGGCGAUUAUGACAUCAAAGUCGAACAGGCUGAGUUUGCAGAUAUCAGUGUCGUAGCUCAUGCUAAUGGCUCGUGUCAUGUGGUUGUCCAAAAUGGAAACCAGGCUGUCAGGUCAUUUAUACCUGACUUCGUCCUGAUCCGUCAACACGCUUUCAGCAUGGCAGAGAACGAAGACUUUCGGGAUCUGAUCAUAGGACUGCAGUACGCUGGCAUUCCCAGCAUCAACUCUCUGGAGUCCAUCUACAAUCUCUGUGAUAAACCCUGGGCGUUCGCUCGGCUGAUUGCCACAUACAAGAAUCUGGGACAGGAGAAAUUCCCGUUAAUUGAACAGACAUUUUAUCCCAACUAUAAAGAAAUGGUGACCAUGCCGGCGUUUCCCGUCGUGGUGAAAAUCGGACACGCUCACUCUGGUGUGGGAAAGGUGAAAGUGGAGAACCACACAAAGUUUCAGGACAUUGCCAGUGUGGUGGCCAUCACUCAGACCUACAGCACAUGUGAACCUUUCAUUGAUCCAAAAUAUGACAUCCGGAUUCAGAAGAUUGGAAAUGAUUACAAGGCUUACAUGAGAACAUCCGUCUCAGGGAACUGGAAGUCUAACAUCGGCUCUGCCAUGGUGGAACAAGUGGCUAUGACAGACAGGUAUAAGCUUUGGGUAGAUACCUGUUGUGAGAUAUUUGGGGGCCUUGAAAUUUGUGCCGUCAAAGCCAUUCAUGGCAAAGAUGGAAAAGAUUACAUUACUGAGGUAAUGGGUUCGUCGAUGCCGUUGGUGGGAGAGCAUCAAGCUGAAGACCAGCAGCUUAUAGCAGAUUUGGUCCUUAACAAAAUGCAGCACAUUAUAUCCCAAAAACCCAAGAGACCAACCGCCAUUCAGCCCAGACAGGAUGCUGUUGAGAAAGAUGCUGUGGUUGAUGUUAAGAACGGCCCAUCACAGAAAGCUGCUGCUCCUCAGGGUUGUCUGCAGUACAUACUUGACUGUAACGGAGUUGCAGUGGGACCAAAAUUAGUGCAGGCAAACUGACUCAAAGUAAAUAAAAUCCUGACAGAGACCUGAGCUUUUCAUUAUUGUGAUCUUGUGAUGAUGAAGCUUUUGUUUUUUCUGUGGAAUGGCUGUUUUCUUUCAGGUUGUAUGUGGUGAUAUGAGCAAAUUGUGCCUACUGUAGUGUUCUGUGCCACUUUCUUCACAUGUGCUCGCUAUUUUCUUGUCUGCUAUCUGUUGCAAUUUAUAAUUCGAAAUGCUUUUCUGAAAGUUUGCUGUUGUGUGUACAGUACAUACAUGCAUACACAUUAGUAUUGAGGUUAUAUAACAUAAAUGGACACUUGAAUUGCAUGAGCAAAUGUGUGUGUGUUUAAAAAUGAGUGAAUUGUGUUUUCUGCUGUUUAAAUACACUAAAUAUUGUCCAUACACUACACUAAAUCCCAUGUAUUUGUAAAACCCAGUGGAUUAAACUUAUAUUGCUGUGUAUCAGCUGUUUUUAGCAAAAGUGGGGUUAACCCAGUUUACCUUUGUCCUUGUUAAGCCAUGUUAUUACCAAAUAAAUAAUAAAUACUACUAAAUGUUAUUACUUAAUAAAUAAUAAGCAAUAAACAUAAAAAAUGUA